UGUACAGUAUAGAUUGCCUGGAUGUGGGUUCGAUAGUUCCGACAGAAUUACAGAUUGUGUUCAGUCUCUUGUAAGACAUCCAAAAGGACCUGUAAGUUAUGACACAUGGAGAAAUGACGUCACACAAAUGUGCAAUACUUUGUCGACAAUGUAUUAUCCUACGAACACCAGAGGAGUAUUCAAAAUCAAAGACCCGAUAGGAUCUAUUUGGAGUGGAAUAGCUGUUAAUGUGGCCGUUGAUGGCAAGCGUUAUAAGAUUUUCUAUGGUUGUCCAAAGAUGCCAGCAAUAGACGAUCGAUGUGAUGACCCUUUUUUAAAUAUAUACACAAGAAUGCCAAAACCUGACCCUUUGACACUUGCAGAAAUUGACUCCAUAUUGAGAAAAGCGUUCGGAUUCUCACUUGCAAGUCUGCCUAGAACAUUCCAUGGAAGGCGAUUUGUAUGGGGCGUUGCUGUCGACUUUAAACGUUAUAAGAUAAAGAUAAGAUAA
Ruditapes philippinarum (Manila clam) is the source of this 490-nucleotide messenger RNA. RefSeq lists its product as uncharacterized. The transcript has 4 exons. The record is from RefSeq and is a predicted model, not a curated record. The coding region runs from base 128 to 490 and encodes 120 amino acids. Lineage: Eukaryota; Metazoa; Mollusca; Bivalvia; Venerida; Veneridae.